UUGUCUUCUUGCGGUUUCCGUACGCACGCUGACUAGCACAACAGGCAAACGUGAGCUAUUCCUUCAUAUUUAACGUUAUUUGUACACAAUUGGAAGAAAGUAGCCAAAUUACAGACAGUGCAGGUACAUUAAUAUUAUUUUAACGUUCUCUUCUCGUUUACGACACUUUGAAUACUUAGGCAACGCUAAUAUUAUUUAGCAUUAACGUUAUAACUGCGCUAGGCAUGCGUACAAUUAAAUUCUCUGCGUUUGUUUACAUCGCGUUUUUCUUGUCAGCAUGAAAAAUACUGAACAAGAGUUGGAUAAAUAAAGAAGAGACAGCAGCAUAUCCUGCUCAACUGUUGUCAAGUUCAUCUCUAUCUCACAAACAUGUUUCCAGAAUUGAACAGUAUCCUCGAUUCCACUCCAGACAGUUACAAAUCGAGUGACUUUAUCCUCGUGUCAGACAGACGAGCUGACGCAUCAUUUCUCAUUCAUCACCAUCUGUCUUUCUAUUUACGUGCUGGCUGCAAGGUGUGUUUUCUGGGUCUUGUGCAGUCCUUCAGUCACUACAGUGCUGUUGGUCAGAGGCUGGGCGUGAGUUUGGCCCAGGCAAGAGAAAAGGGCCAAUUAGUGUUUCUUGAAGGACUGAAGGACUCUAUUGGAGCUAUAUUACAGGAGGACACCAGUCAGGAGACCCAACCUUUGAGUUAUCUCAGGUCCCCAGGUCCCAGACUAGAAGGUCUGUUCAGAUUUGUGGAACGUUCUGUGCGUCAGAGUGGAGAUGGUGAUGCUAAUGAAUCAUGGGGUCCUCCAGUGUUACUCAUAGAUGAUCUCAGUGUGCUCCUGAGUUUCGGUGUUAGUGUUGGAGCAAUUCUAGACUUUACCCUCUACUGCCAAGCCACCAUGUGUUCUGAGUUACAGGGAAAUAUGGUUAUUCUGGUGAGAUGUGAGGAGGAGGAUGCAGAUGAUGAAGAGGGAUUAAACCUGCUCCAGAGGGGACUAGUUCAUCAGUGUAACUUGGCUUUACAUGUUGAGGGGUUACCAACGGGCUACUGCAGGGACAUACAUGGACAGAUGGAGGUUUGGUGGCGACAGAGAGGAGAGACUAUGUACAACCAACGAAAAAUAUUUCAUUUUAAGGUCCAUGAUAAAGGAGCAUCGUUUUUCGCUCGUGGGACUUCUAGUGCUGUUCUCUAAGUUUUCAAAUUAAUAUACAGUAGAAGUUUUCACACUGAAUGUCUUACUGAAAUAAUGUCAUUAUUUAGUUUGUUUUGUAUAAAUACAUAUAUUUAUAUAUUUGUUGAUUUGUAAUUAUUUUACCAAAAUAAGAGGGAUCAUGCAAAAUGCGUGUUUUUUUUUAUUGAGUACUGACCUGAAUAAGAUAUUUUACAUAAAAAACUAUAUUUACAUAUAGUCUACAAAAGAAAAUUACCCUGUUAAUACUGUGUUGUUAUCUGAAUGAUCCACAGCUGUUUUUUUUUUUUGCUGUUCUUCAGAAAAAUCCUUCAGGUCCCACAAAUUCUUUGGUUUUCCAGCAUUUUUUGUGUAUUUCCAACCCUUUCCAACAAUGACAGUAUGAUUUUGAGAUCCAUCUUUUCACACUGAGAACAACUGAGGGACUCAUUUAACUAUUAAAGAAGGUUCAAAUGCUCACUGAUGCUUCAGAAGGAAAAACCAUGCAUUAAGAACCAUUUUUGUACAUUUGUGUACAUUUUUCUUAUUUUGCCUAAACAUAAUAUUUUUUUCAUUUAGUACUGUGCUUUAGAAGCUACAGAAGAUACUUACAUGUUUCCCAGAAGACAAAAUAAUUUAAAUUUACCCUUAUCUUCAAAUUCAAAAGUUUUCACCCCCUGGCUCUUAAUGAUGCUAGUUGAUGUUGUUGUUUAAAGGGAUGCAAAAACAAAGAGCCCAAGGUACAUCCAUACUUAAGGUUAAUUUCUCA
Molecule: messenger RNA, 1924 nt
Organism: Labeo rohita (rohu)
Lineage: Eukaryota; Metazoa; Chordata; Actinopteri; Cypriniformes; Cyprinidae
Gene: elp6
Product: elongator acetyltransferase complex subunit 6
Exons: 7
Coding region: 370-1179 (269 amino acids)
Biological process (GO): tRNA wobble uridine modification
Cellular component (GO): elongator holoenzyme complex
Source: RefSeq, a predicted model, not a curated record